Molecule: messenger RNA, 3961 nt
Organism: Somion occarium
Lineage: Eukaryota; Fungi; Basidiomycota; Agaricomycetes; Polyporales; Cerrenaceae
Source: the annotation of a GenBank genome assembly
CGGAAGUCCCAUUCCAACGCUGGAGCGUCCUGUAGAUGUUCCUGGUUGUUGCGCAAGGUGUGGAUCGAAGGACCGAACGACGUAACCUGCCUAACCUGGACUUGCACUGAUCUUACCUACGGUCCGAUCACUCAUGACUGCAGCGAAAAUAUGUCCAACCUGAAGCACUCGUUCUAACUCUCUACCUGGGUGUCUCUCCAGACCUGAACUUGAUCACCGAUAGACCAUCUAUUGCACAGAACUAUGGCUCGAGCUCAAAAACCAAAGCAGUCCAGAAGGCCCCAGGCGAAAUCGCUAAAGCAAAACAAUCUGCGUGGGUUUGCUAAACGACAAUCCCUCAAGUCGCAGAGGUCAUCAAAAUAUAGCGAGUCAUCAGAUGUCUACGAAUAUCAGCCCGAGAACGUCCGCAGAUCUAAAGUAAAGUUGCAGCUCGAGAAGGAUGAGCUUGAUGGAGCUCGCAGGGACAUUAGUGGAAGCGAGGAUGAAGACGACGGUCCGAAGAGAAAUGGUCUUCGACCUCGACUAGUCGGUGAAAAUGACGACGAAGGUGGGCUUGGCUCUGAUGAGGACGAAGAGAUUGAUAGCGACGAAGCGUUUGACGAGAGCGAUGAAGAACGCUUCGCGGGCUUCAACUUCUCAACCAAAACAAAAUCCGUGGCUAAACGGAAACCUCAGAAGAGGAGCCUUCAAUCUCGUACAGUCCCUUUGAUUGACCUGAAUGAAGAUGAAGUUGAGCUUGAGGAAGCCCCUUCAGAAAACGCUUCUGCUUCAGAAGGCGAAGACUCUGCGGCAGAUGAUGAGGAAGAGGGGGAUCCGGAAGACUUCAUCGACGUUUUGGAUAUGAUCGAUGGGAAGGGGCCUGCAGAGAGUGCCGACGAAGGGGAGCAUACCCAGAAAGAGGAACGACCCUCGGCUUCGAAGGCUCGUGUAGAGGGAGACGAUGUCCCACACUUAGAAGAUGAGGACGAGGACAUGCAUGACGAGGAGGAUGAGGGGAUCUCAUCAGAUGAAUCGGAAGAGGAUGAGUCUCAUAUUUCUCCAAUGGACGAUGCCAUUUCAGCUUCAGGUGAUGAAGACGACGACGUCGGCACUUCGUUACACGAUUUGCAAAGUUUCAUUACGAAUCUUGACGCAGGACAGAAGCGCAAAGCGCCCGACGAUGAAGCUGCACCUACCACAGAGACUGGCGAAGCUCGAAGACAAAAGAGAAGAAUGUUGAAGGAGCGAACGGAGGCUGGAGAGGAGAACGAGUUUGCUCCACAUAGAGGUGCAACGAAGCUGAACUUGGAUGAUCUUCUCAACCCACUUGCUUCGUCGUCCUCAAAUCUUCUUUCUUUGAAGAAAUCUGCCAAGAUCCUGACCUCGAUUUCCGCGAAGAAUCAAACACUGUCUGCACCACUUCCUCAACGCACUCAAGAACGUCUUGAUCGAGAAGCAGCAUAUCAGCAGACGAAGGAGGAGGUCGAUAAAUGGAGUGCAACAAUGAAAAAAAUCAAGGAGGCCGAGCACCUCAGCUUCCCGUUGCAAGCUCAGCCUGCGGGUAGGACUUCGAACCUUGAACUAGCCGCCAAAUUCAAGCCUACUACGGAACUCGAGAGUGCUGUCGACCGCCUCUUGAAAUCUGCAAAAAUGCGAGAAGAGGAUAUUGCUCAAACUGAAUCUCUCAAAAUGAAUCAUCUCUCUGUAGAAGAAGUCUCUGCUCGACGCGCGGAACUGGCCAAAAUGCGAGAACUCAUGUUCCGUGCUGAGGCGAAGGCCAAACGCGUUGCUAAAAUCAAGAGCAAGACUUACAGGAGGAUCAAGAAGAAGGAGAAGGCUAAGAUUGCUGCGAAGUUGGGUGAAGGUAGCGACGAUGAGGAUAUGAACGAGGAAACGAGGAUGAAACACGAAGUUGAGCGGGCUAGAGAGAGGGCGACGUUGAAGCACAAGAAUACAGGCAAAUGGGCCAAGGCUAUGAGGGCACGCGGAGAUUUGGAUGAAGAUCAGCGCAGAGAUAUUUCGGAGAUGCUGAGCAGAGGGGAGAAGCUCAGACGGCGCAUACAAGGGAUUGGAAGCGGAGAUGAGAGCGAAGAGGGCGAGGAUGACACUGAGGAUGAUGAGGAGGGCGCAGCCGACCGCAUCAAGGCCAGCGCAUUCGAGGAACUCGCUCAGCUUGAUAAGGGUAGCGAAGGCGAGGAGGACUCUGGGAGAAAAGGCAAAAGUAUCUUCGAGAUGAAGUUCAUGAAGGAUGCUAUAGCUCGAGACCAGCAACGAGCGAAGCAAAUGGCCGAUGACUUCGUUAGGGAGAUGGGCGAAUCAAAUCAUGAGGACGAUGAGGACGAUGAACUAACAGGCGGCCGCAUCGAAGAGUCCAGUGGUGCAACCAUUGAACGAGUCGGUGGCCGAGUCACUUAUCGUCCUGGCGCACAGCAAUCACAGCUUCGCACAGUAAACUCCUUAGCCUCUGACACUUCAAGCAUUACCUUGAGGUCCAAUGACUUGCCGUCAGAUGUUGCUCGAUCCGUCACCCCUUCCGCAACGUCUCCAAUUCCUGAAAAGCUCGGGAUUGCGACUGAGGCACCAAAUCCUUGGCUUGCACCUCGCCAAGAUCCUGCCAAAGCUGUUCCCAAGAAGCACGAAAUUGCUGUCAGCAAGGAUAGCGCAUCUGUUGAAAAGUCCAAAAACAAGCUGCGCAAGAAAGCCCAAAAGCAUGAAGAGGAGCAGAGCAAGGCGAGGAACGACGCAGCCGUGGAUAUUUCUAUGUCGAAUGUCAUGACUCUUGGGGACAACAGCUCAGCGGGGCCUUCUAAGCCGAAGACCCGAUCGCAGAGUGGUAACCAACGUGACGAUGGUGACGACGACUCAGACGUUCAUAGCGAGGUCGAGGAACAGGAACGGCUUCUUGAUAGAAAGGGCAAAGGCAAAGCUAACGGUGUCAAGGCAUUCGAACAACGAGACCUGGUUGCUCGUGCUUUCGCCGGUGAUAACGUUGUCCGCGACUUUGCAGAGGCCAAGCGACGAGAGAUGCAGGAAGAUGCACCCAAGGAGGUCGAUACGACCUUACCUGGAUGGGGCUCAUGGGGUGGCACGGGAACCAGAAAAGCACAGCCAAAGCCGCAUCUCAUCAAGAAGGUCGCUGGUGUGGAUCCUACUACUCGAGCGGAUUACAAGAAAGCACAUGUCAUCAUCUCUGAGAAAAGAGACAAGAAGGCGGCGAAGUACAUGGUCAAGGAUCUUCCUUAUCCAUAUACCAGCAAAGCGCAGUUCGAGCGCAGCAUGGAUAUACCUAUAGGCACAGAGUGGAAUACCCGAGUGGGCUUCCAAAGGGGUACCCUCCCCAAAAUUGUUACGAAGGUACGUCUCUAUUGUAUCUUCUGGACGCCUUGGCUCACACGUUCUUCAGCCUGGCACUGUCAUCAAUCCCCUGGAAAAGCUCCUCUAGGCGUAUCUCUUGCUUCAUCGCAUUAUUUUGUAUCCUUCGUCAAUCGUCAUUUAGAUCGCAAUUGCAUUAUGCUUCCAUAUAGUCCAUGAAUUGAUAUUAUAUCCAGUCCAUUACAUACUACGCGACGCUUCAGAGCUCCUGCCCCAUAGCUAGACUAACAAUGGCAUAGACAUUCGCCGCCGCAACGAGCACAAAUAUCGCGUAGCCCACAGCUGCGACAAACCUGUUGUUGGCAAAGUUUACGGUUUCUCCGCUAGCGUCCUCAACGUCCACUCCGCGUGACUCAUCCGAGUGAUCCUGAAGUUGUUCCUGAGUGUUCUGUGGGUGUUCUGAGAGUUGAAUAGGAGAUGACUUCGCAAUCAUGAUUGAACUUGAGGACGUUAACCAUAUGAGAGGAAACACUAUAAAAGGGAGAACGAUUGACAAUGCCACUUGCGAGGCGACGAGAAGUGUGUCGACGCCAGAACGACCGACAGAAACGGCAACGAUCAUGGAAGGGAUUAGGCCUAGACAACGGGUUAUCAAUCGACGAAGAAUGGG